Messenger RNA from Durusdinium trenchii, 5613 nucleotides. NCBI's taxonomy places the organism in Eukaryota, Dinophyceae, Suessiales, Symbiodiniaceae. The record is from the annotation of a GenBank genome assembly.
AUGGAGGGGGGUGUAGUCUUGCUUCCUGACGAGGUGGGCAGCCUUCUACUGGCAUUGCCUGAUUCAAAUUCUGCUGUAGACCAGCUGCAUGUGAUCUCUGAACAAAUUCCUGGUGCCACCCGACUCGUUGCAAUCGCCCAUCCAACCGUCAUUUACGACUACGAAGCAGAAGUUAGUUCAAUUUCGGAGAAACUCGCACGCCGUUGCUGGCCAGGCCCUGUCGCCCUGCGUACUCCUGGCAAGUCUGCGGAAUCUCAGUGCGAAACGUGGCCAGAUCGCUCUAAGCAGUGGGGAAUUAAUGACUUUGGACGAGCCUUCAUGGUACCAGGUGGAGUCUUCGCUGAAGAAGUUGUUCGGAAACUCCCAACCGCAGCAUUAGGCUUGUCUGUUUCACCGGAACAGGUGAAGGAAAUUUCGACAGAUCAGAUCGAUUUGAUUGUCAGCAGCUCAGCUGAAACGUACUCCGAGGGAAUCACAGUCGUUUCAGUACAAGAUCAUCAGCUACAUAUCGAACGCGAAGGUGCCGUCAGUCAAAGAGUACUAAAUCGUUUAAGGGGUGAAGUUUAUAUCUUCAUAUGCACCGGCAACACCUGUCGCAGCCCCAUGGCAGAGGCGAUCUUUCGCAAAAUGCUGGCAGAUAAGAUUGGCUGUCAGGAUGACGAGUUGCUGGAUCGAGGAUACACUGUCAUUUCUGCUGGACUCGCAGCUUAUCCUGGUUACGAAGGAAUCGACUUCGGCCCUGGAGAUGAAGAAAGCGUCGAUUACCCCGAUUACGCCAGCAAAGUCGCAGAAUCCGUGAGCAAUGGGUCCGUUGAUCGCGGUAUUUUGAUCUGUGGAACGGGAAUGGGGAUGUGCAUCACCGCCAACAAAUUCCAGAAUGUCCGAGCUGUCUCUUGCCAUGAUGAUGUGACCGCGGAGUACAGUAGACGUCAUAACAAUGCCAACAUCAUGUGCCUGUCGGCUGACAUGCUCGUUAAAGAGUUGACCGAUGUUGUGCACAUCGAGUUACCUUCUGUUGGAAAGACGGUGGCCGCUGGCGAAGAGAUGGGAGAGAUCGAAAGCGUGAAAGCUGUUAGCGAUCUCUACGCACCUGUCAGCGGUGAAAUCAUUGAAGUGAAUUCUGCACUCGAAGACGACUUAAGCCCAUUGUCUGAGGAUGCUUUCGGUGCUGGUUGGAUCGUGAAACUCAAAGUCGCCGAUUCUUCCGAGGCCGAAGCGAGUCAGGGAACUCUCCUAGCCUUCUUUGAGUACCAGUCGUUGAUCUGCGGUCUGACAGGCUUUGAUGUCUCCAACGCCAGCCUGUACGAAGGCGGGACUUCGGUCAGCGAAGCCGCUUUCAUGGCGAUGCGCGUCACCCGUCGGCAUGGCAAAAUAUUGAUCUCAGAAGGUGUUCAUCCUGAGUACCGGCAAGUGGUCGAGACCUAUGUUCGGAACCUCGACACCGAAGUCGUCACAAUUCCAACAGUCAACGGGACAACCGAUCUUGAAGCGACUCGCCAACUGGUUGACGACGAGACCGCGUGCCUGGUCUUACAACAACCGAAUUUCUUUGGUUGUCUUGAAGAUGGAGAAACACUUUGUGAAAUUGCCAAAGAAGCAGGCGCACUUUCCGUUGUCUCGUUUGAUCCAAUUUCACUCGGCGUCCUGAAACGGCCUGCCGACUACGGAGCAGAUAUCGGCGUCGCUGAGGGACAAUCGCUGGGAGUCCCUCUGCAAUAUGGUGGCCCUUACUUGGGGAUCCUCGCCUGCCGAGAACAGUACGUUCGCAAAAUGCCCGGUCGCCUCAUCUCUCUGGCAACUGAUCGCGAUGGCAAACAAUGCUACGUUCUCGGCCUGCAAACCCGCGAACAGCAUAUCCGACGUGACAAGGCCACCAGCAAUAUCUGUACGAAUCAAGGACUCCUGGCUCUGAGGGCGACCUUCUACCUGUCGCUCAUGGGACCUGCCGGACUCAAAGAAGUCGGUGAGUUAUCCUGCCAGAAAGCCCACUAUGCAGCUCAGCAGUUCACAAAGUUAGAUGGUGUUCAGCUUGCCUAUGACACACCGUUCUUCAAAGAAUUUGUACUCAAUGUAAGUGAGGGGGCCGAGUCAUUCAUUCAGCGAGCAGCCAACGCCGGUUUUGAUGUCGGCCCGGCACUCAACAGGUUCCCCGCCAGCGACGAUCAAAGUGAGAACCUGGUUCUUGUCGCAGUCACAGAAGUUCGUACUCGAGAUGAAAUCGAUUCAAUGAUCGUUUUACCCGCUCAUUGUUGCAGCGAAGCACCUUUACCCUUGCCGGAAUUGGCAGAGGGUGAUGUCGUUCGACAUUAUCUGAACCUCUCGACGCUAAACAUGUGUGUCGAUUCACACUUUUAUCCACUUGGUAGCUGUACGAUGAAGUACAACCCCAAGCGGCAUGAGCGUUUGGCACGAACUCAUGGAUUGGGAGACCUGCACCCCUACACGACUCCUGAAAAUUCACAGGGAAUGCUGGCGAUUCUUCAUGAGUUGCAAACAAUGUUGGGAGAAAUCGCAGGCUUGCCUGCCGUCUCGCUGCAACCAGCCGCUGGUGCUCAAGGCGAACUCGCAGCCUUGCAUGUGGCCUCAGCAUACUUCGCUGACAAAGGAGAAAGCCGGACCAAAGUUAUCUUCCCCAGCAGUGCUCAUGGAACAAAUCCAGCCAGUGCUGCAUUAGCUGGCUUCGAUUGCGUUCAGCUCGCUCCUUCAGAAGAUGGUCUGGUCGAUCUUGAAGAGUUAAAGAAGCACGUCGAUGAGCAAACUGCGGUCUUCAUGAUCACCAACCCCAACACCUUGGGGUUGUUCGAGAAAGGCAUCGCUGAGAUCUGCCAAGUCCUGCAUGACAAUGGCGGUCUAGUCUAUAUUGAUGGUGCCAACAUGAACGCCAUUCUGGGAAUUACUCGCCCCGGUGACUUCGGCGGUGACAUGAUGCACUACAACGUUCACAAAACAUUCACCGGUCCUCAUGGAGCAGGUGGUCCAGGGGCUGGACCCAUCGCUGUGCGAGAUUUUCUAGCAGACUUCCUGCCAGGCCCCGUUGUCACCAAGUCCAGUGAUGGUGAGAACAUCGAAUACCAACUCACCAACCCACCGAAAAGCAUCGGACGCAUGCGGUCCUUCUUCGGCAAUGUCGGCAUUCUAUUAAGAGGUUAUUUCUACCUGAGAACAUUAGGAGCCCAGGGACUGCGAGAUGUCUCAGAGCAUGCAGUCCUCAAUGCCAACUAUUUGAAAGCAGCAUUGAGCGAUGUUCUCCCCGUCCCCCGUGGUGAGCAUUGCAUGCACGAAUUUGUCGCUUCAGCUCGCAAACUGAAAGAUGAACAAGGGAUCACAGCGAUGGACAUCGCGAAACGCCUGCUUGACUUCGGCUUCCACGCCCCGACUGUUUACUUCCCGCUUGUCGUCCCCGAAGCGAUGAUGAUUGAACCAACAGAGACCGAAUCAAAGGAAACCCUAGAUGCUUUCGUGGAUGCGAUCAAAGCAAUUGUCUCCGAAAAUGCAGAGACGCUGCACGAAGAGCGGCCAAACAUCGUCUUGAUUAUGGCCGACGAUAUCGGUGUUGAAGGAAUCGGCUGUUACGGAGGGACGAGUUACCAAACACCUGCCAUCGAUCGGUUGGCCUCAGAGGGUGUUCGUUUUACCCACGCCUACGCUCAGCCAUUGUGUACCAAUACCCGGGUCCAGUUGAUGACCGGCCUGUACAACAAUCGCAACUGGCUCUACUUCGGAAUACUUGAUCCGCAAGCAAAGACGAUUGGUCACUAUAUGCAGGAAGCUGGCUACAACACCUGUAUUGCCGGGAAAUGGCAGUUGCAAAGUUACGAUCCUCCCAGCUAUCCCGGCUCCCAUUUGCGUCGUGGAAAGGGGAUGAAGGCCUCCGCUGCUGGAUUUGACGAGUACAGCCUGUUUCAUGCCUGGCAUUCUGAAGACAAGGGAUCCCGUUUCGCAAACCCGACUUUUUAUGAAAACGGCAAGCUGAUCAAGGAACUCAAAGGCAAAUACGGCCCGGACCACUGGGUCGAAUUCAUCAACGACUUCAUCGAACGCAAAAAGGACGAUGACAAACCUUUCUUCGUCUACUAUGCGAUGGCCUUACCCCACCGCCCAUUCGAACCAACACCUGACAGCGAGGACUGGCUCAACCAGGCAGCUUAUGCAGAAGAAGAUACGCGGCACUUUCAGGACAUGGUCGAGUAUAUGGACAAAUGCGUCGGCCGCGUGGUCCAUCAUGUUGACGCCCUGGGGCUGGGUGAGAACACCAUCGUAAUUUUCUACAGCGACAAUGGAACACAUCAGAAAAUCACUUCUCAAACAAUCAAUGGACCCGUCGUCGGAGGAAAAGGCCGAACAACAGAUGCGGGGACACACGUACCUCUCAUCGUCCGUUGGACUGGAAAGGUAAAAGCUGGCAUCAACGGGAACCUUGUCGAUUCCACCGACUUCUUACCGACAGUCAUGGAAGCAGCACAUAAACCGAUCAGUUCCGAAGUCAAUCUCGAUGGAAUCAGUUUCUACGCUCAACUGUUUGGAAACUUUGAUCGUGUUCGCCAAUGGGUCUUUUGCCAUUACGACCCUCGACCAGGCUGGGACAAAGACCAAUUCAGAAAAAUCCGUUUCGCACGCGACAAGAAAUAUAAACUUUAUGGCGAUGGAAAACUUUACGAUGUGCCCAACGACAAACUCGAAAAACAGCCAAUCCUCGCCAACGCAGAUACUCAGGAACAACGGCCAGCACGUCAGCGACUCGCUGCCGUUUUAGAAAACAUGUCCAAUCCUGAUCCGGCUCCCCGGGAUGGCGAUCCUCGUAAAUUGGAACAACGUUUAUAUUUGGCUGCCGGAGGACAUCUCAGUGUAUACGAAGUCAACAAAGAGACUGGUGCUUUGUCGCAGCUCCAGAAGUUACCGCUCGCUGGAGCUGGCCCCUUCACUUUCGCUCCGAACCGUAAGUUGAUGUACGCCGUAGCGACAAUGACAGAAGGCAAGGUGAAGUCACCAUCAAUCGCGACUCUACAGAUUGAGCCGGGAGGCCAACUCAAGCUCGUCAAUAAUGCAAGAGCAAAUCUGCGCGCCGGUUAUCUGAUGACUGAUAACAAUGGAGAGUUUUUGGCGGGUAAUCAUUAUGGCCCGGGGAAGGCUUCCAUCUGGAAAAUUGAUCCGAUCUAUCGCGGUGUGACGUUAGGAGAAUUGCCACUUGAACAAAGAUUUGACACUGAAAGUGGUCAGCUAGAACCAAUUCAAAAUAUUGUGACACAACCGGAAGGCUUCACCGGACAGAUCACGACUGCCGACCUCCACCUGACUCCGGAUGCUCGAUUCUUGUAUGUCUCUAACCGGGAUAUCUCCAAACGCAAUGCGCCGACAGGGGAAGACAGCAUUGUCGGCUUCAGUGUUGAUGCUCAAACCGGAGAGCUGAAAAUGAUCGGUCACUCUCCCUGCGAGCGUAUUCCCAGAUCCUUCACCAUCGACAAGCUUGGUCAGUUUCUCUACGUCGCCGGUCAAGGUGAUUCUCGUCUGGGGAUCUAUCGCAUCGAGGAGUCCGGCUCCUUGAAAAAGCUUCAGCAGCACCAAGUUGAGAAAAGUCCGAUCUGGGUAGAAACGUUGUCCAUUCUUGGACAGUAA